GUAUAGAUUAGUAUAAAUGGACAUAGUUACCAUUUUUUUGCUCUAAAAAAGCAAUUUUCCCAAAAAAAAAAUCAUAUAUCAUCUUUCAAGUAAUUGACAUUUUCUUUCUUUUUCUUUUUUAUUCAGAAAACGGCAUGAAUCUUUCCUGCAUUUGCCGUUUCUGUUUCUCUAAUCACAAGCUUAAUAUGUUAAUAUUAUGAAUAGACAAAAAAAACAUAAACACAUUAAGAGUUUGAUUACUUCAGAACUUCAUUCUUUUGACAGUAAAACAAAAGAAAAAAAAGCUUUGUAUUUGGUUGUGAAGAUUGAAUGAGUAAAAUCUGAAACCUACAACAUGAGUUUUGCUGGUGGGAGAGAUGGAUCUAAAGGUUUGAUGAAGAGGAUUACAUCAACUUUCUCCACCAAGAAAAAACAGAACACAACAACAAAUGAUCCGAAACCAGUUUUUCCUCGGUCUAGAUCAACAGGUGCUAGCUAUGAAUCCAUGAGGCUGCGUCAGGGGAAAAAGGCUCUUCCUGAUGUCACAGCAAAAAAGACAAAGAGGACCAAAUCUGCAUGUGUCUCUCCUCAAAGAAGACGUGAAAAGAUCGAUGAGUCCAGGAAACAACAGAUUGAAGACAUCGAUUCCAUUUGGUUGACUUCUGAUUCUUCUAGCUCUCUUUUUGGGGAACGUAAAGUAUCUGUCUCGUUUCACUUCUCACUCGACGAAAGCAUCGUCUCUUGGUUAUCAAACGCUGCUAAAAAUCAAGAAGACACCAAAGACAAUCAUCAUCAUCACCAGAAAAGUUCAAAGGAUGCAAAAUAUUCUUCAGAGAACAUACGAAAAGAUGGAAAAUAUGUUGGAACAGAUUCUGCAAAGCCGUGUUCUUCACGUUUACCUGAAAACAACAACAAGACUUGUGAAGAGACAUCUAGUUUCAACAGAUAUGUGAAUCCUGAGUUGACUUCGCAGAGUCAUGAAGAAAAGAAAGUUACCUUCUCACUAGAAUCAGAUGCGUCUCCUUCACAGGUUAUCUCAACUCUUGGGCCAUCUACUCCUCCUAUAACCAUACUAGCAUCAGCUUUAGAGAAAGUUGCGGAGAUUGGAGGUUCAAAGAGAAGGAAUGUUGUGGAGCCGCUUUUCUGGCCAUUGGAGCAGAAGUUUGAUUGGACAACAGAUGAUAUAAUGAAGCAUUUCUCCAUGUCUCCUCAGAGAAAAAAAUAUAUAGGGUCCAAAAGUGCUAGUACCUCUCCAAGAUCAAUGAGGGCACAGCUUCAUACGAGAAAGCUAGAUCUCAAAGAAGGGUGUAAGAGAAAACUCAUGUUCAAUGGUCGGCCUGGAUCAAACUCAAGACUAACACAGAUUCCAGAACUGAAACAGACAAUCAGCAGCGACCAACCACCCAUCAAGAACCGUUUGAAGAGGAACAAAAGUUUGCCAUCAAGGUUGAGAAACUCGAGCGAAAUAUCUUCAAAGGUGGUACCUAUUGAAGCUACAGAAGAGAGUGUAGAGAUAAGCAGAGAGGAAAAAAAAACACCUAAAAAGCUUGUCAUGACUCGUAAGUCCAAAACAUUUUUAGAAGAUGACUUUGGUUUGAUGAAUGAUUUCUCUAUAGAAAAUGCCGUCGGACUUUGUGAGUUCAGGGGAAGAGAAGGCAUAGAUUCAGACUUCAACACUGAUUGUUUCUUGUUCGAAGAUUCUCUAUGAAAAGCAAAAGGCUUUAUAUGACAUCAUAUGGUUAUAUAUAUAAUGCAUAUACUUGUCAAACAAACGGCGACAACUUUGUUCCUUGAUUGUAUAUCUGUUGGAUAGUAAAUAACUGCAACAUUUAUAUAUACCACAUAUAUGUAUGCGUUUUGGAUCAAUCAAAGACCUGAAACUAUGUUCUCAUUGAGUUCUAUACUUACAUCAUUUGAACUUUAAUGUCCUUAGUUAUGCGUUUUGGAUCAGUCAAAUAACUGUAAUAAGCAGGCACAAGGAGAGAUGCAAAAGUUUUGUUACAAAACCAUUGGAGAAAUAUAGCUAACUUUCCUUCAUUAGCAUGUAACGGUGUUGAUACAAGUCCGGUGAAACAGUCAAAAACGUUUCGCCGUUUUUAAUAAACCAAACCACACGCAAUCUAAUAUCAUGUGCGUCGUUUCAAUCAAAAGUCAAAACCAAAACGACCAAAGUGUACCUUUACACAGUCCGGUAAGUUCAUUUUCAUUUUACCCAACUGUCCUAGGGUUUGAUGAAGCAAGCGUCUCUCUCCGCCAUGAAAUCACGGCGUCGCAACGUCCCUGAGGAUCCUCAAACCAUCCGUAGACGCAGCUCACGACUUAGUGCUGACGAAUUACUAUCGAAGAUGCCAACCGAUCUCGUCAUCGAGAUAUUCUCGAGGUUGCCGUUAAAGUCUAUUGCGAUUUCAGAGAGCCCUAAUGGCUUGGUUUGCCACAAGAAGUUAGCAAGAGAUUAAGUUGAUUUUGAUCUUCAAUAUUUUUUUUCUUAUUGCAAAAAUAAAACAAUGUUACACCUGAUGUAAAAAAGUUUUUUUUUGACUUGAAUAAAUUUAACAUUCUUUCAAAAAAAAAAAAAAAAAGUCUAUUACGAAUUGUGUAUCAAAGCGGUGGGCCUCCGCCCUUGGCCGUUCUGACUUCAUGGAGUUGUUCUUGACCAAAUCUUUGGCUCAACCUCAGCUACUGUUCGCCUGCCAGAAAGAGAGUGAGUUGAUCUUCCUCUCUUCACCUCAGCCUAAAAACCCUGAUGAGGCUGUGUCGGAUCAUCAUAUGAGUUUCCCCUUUGAGCGUGUGGAUGCUGUAUCUAGUUCUGUCAAUGGCUAUGUCUGUAUAACCGAUGAACGGAUCUCAAAAGGAAGGAAGACCCCAGAGGAUGUGUUGGUGAUAUGUAACCCUAGCACGGGACAGUCCGUUACUUUACCCAAAAUACCUAAAAUGAAGAAAAUGAAGAGAACUGCAAAGAGCUUUUUUUUGUAUGAUCCGAUUGAGAAACAACACAAGGUGUUGGCAAUGGCCAUGGUAGAUGGUAGAGAUGUGCAUCAAGUUCUUACAUUAAAAGGAACUAGGAACCUGACUUGGAGGAUGAUUGAAUGUAGCGUACCCCAUUAUUAUCCAGGGCCAAAGUGCAUAUGCAUUGACGGUGUUUUGUACUACGGUGCUUGGGGUUCCAAUAAUGGUCAUAUUCUAGUUUGCUUUGAUGUCAGAUCCGAGAAGUACAGCUCCAUUAAAGCCAUUCAGGGAGCGGUAGAGGAAGGUGCAACUCUGGUAAAUUACAAAGGUAAAUUGGCUUCACUAAGGGCGCAACCUAACCCCCAUGCUAUUAGUGGAACAAGUGCAAGUUUUGAGAUGUGGAUUCUAGAAGAUCCUGAGAAACAUGAGUGGUCCAGCCGUAUUUACAAAUUGCCUCCUGUUUGGAAGGAUGUAGUUGCAGGGGAGGUCUUAUUCUUUAAAGGAGUGACUGCCACAAAUGAAAAUUUUUUUGUCCCCCACAACUUCAUCCGAUCUUUAUUAUGUUUACUACUACAAUUUCGACAAGGAAAGUAUAACAAGAGUUGAGUUCCAAGGAAUGAGACCGUUUAGAAAGGGUUGGGGUUCUGGAGUUUUUACCUUACUGAACCAUGUAGAGGAUGUGAAACUUAUCUAAUUGUUUUAGAACUUUGUAACGGAAGCUUGCUCCUUGAGGAUCUUAAUGAAAACCUUUAUUUUUUCCACUGCUUCUGUGUUGUUAUAAUUUUUUUGCUUGAAGUUGUAAAUUAUGGUUUU
Messenger RNA from Brassica rapa (field mustard), 3738 nucleotides. RefSeq lists its product as uncharacterized. The record is from RefSeq and is a predicted model, not a curated record. NCBI's taxonomy places the organism in Eukaryota, Viridiplantae, Streptophyta, Magnoliopsida, Brassicales, Brassicaceae.